GGUCUUAUUCCAGUAUCGGUUGGAAUCUGCUCCGGUUCGGAUGUGAAAGUUGUUAGCUUCUGACUACAUAUUACCUAUCGAUUAGUGGCAAUCAAGUUCAGUGAAAGACACCAGUGCAAAUCGGAUUCUGGAGAUCCGUGGGAUCGAUCGUUUGACGACCGUGUAAAUUAUUGCUCAAGAAGGAAGAUUAGGAUUGAUAUUUAAAUUAAUCGAGAAUUGUUUAAAUCCAGUGAAAAAUUCCAGCAGAGAUUGCGUAGGUGGAAAACAAAUUUGCUGUGCAAAUGACGUAUCAAAUAAUGUGUGCUUAAUCAGUGCUAGAAUUAAUAAGUGUUUUGCAAGAUUUUAAUGACGGCAUGUGUGAUUGUAGUUUCCAAAAAAUAACUCAGUUAGUUCGAUGAUCAAGAACUUCCCAAAAAGGGAAAAAGACGGAGGACCCAGUCAUUGACUCACGUUGACGAAUCAUUUGUGCUGAUGGAACGAAGCAGUUCCUGUUGAUGAGAAAGUGCGACUACCAACACUGGAAUUCACCCCGUGCAAAGCGGUGUGGUGGUGCAGCAGCGCAGUUGCAUUUGCUGAUUUGUGUUAGUUGCAAAUAGGCAUUGUACACGAUAUAUCGCUGUGGUCAGUGUGGAGAACAAAUACGAUUGCAUUGUGAACUACAGUAGUACAGUUACCUACAAACGAAGUGCUCCAGCAAACUCAAGUGCGUUCCGGGUUAGUGCAGUUUUGCAACUCAUUUGUAAGUAGCGUGCGACAUCCUUGACAAUACAGUAGUGCAGGCGAAUUAUGGUGAUGACGAUGGUAAUUAUGAUGUAACUGGCAGUUGAAAUGUCGUUGUCUAUGGAAGAAUGAAAACACAGUACUCAUAAGUGUACUAGAACAAAACAGUAGUGUUGUAUGCCUGAUAGGAAAUUAAGGUCGCCUGGAAGCGUUCGUGAGAAAAUAGUGAAUCUAACGAAUAUGCGCUUACUGCUGCUAGUGGAUCCAACCUGAAAUUAUUUUCUCACACACUACAAACGAUAGUCUUUGAAGUGAAGAGUGUCUUCGCGUUCUGAUCAUCCUAAGGAGCACUGGUGACACGUGAAAUUCUGACCUUGAACGGCAGACGACCAAGAGUUGUACAAUGGGAAUGACCAAGCAGCAGAGCUUGGUUCAUCAGCAAAAAUCCGUCAAUUCGAUAACGGCCGGAAUUGGCAGUGGUGGUACUGGUUCAUCGACCGCUGCCCUGAGACAGCAGCACCAGCAGCGUCAAAACCAGCAUCAACAAAAGCAUACCAUUCAUUGGUUUCGCAAAGGUUUGCGUCUCAAUGACAAUCCGGCACUGCGCGAAGGACUGAAAGAUGCCGCCUCCUUCCGGUGUGUGUUUGUGAUCGAUCCCUGGUUCGCGGGAAGCUCCAACGUCGGCAUCAACAAAUGGCGAUUCCUGCUGCAGUGCCUGGAGGAUUUGGAUCGAAAUCUGCGGAAGCUGAACUCGCGUCUGUUCGUGAUCCGAGGUCAACCGGCCGAUGCGCUACCGAAGUUGUUCAAAGAAUGGGGCACCACCUGUCUUACGUUCGAGGAAGACCCGGAGCCGUUUGGCAAGGUGCGCGAUCACAACAUUUCCGAAAUGUGCAAAGAACUAGGCAUUGAAGUUAUCUCGGCCGUGUCCCACACGCUGUACAAAUUGGAAAAGAUAAUCGAAAAGAACGGUGGUCGUGCUCCGCUCACCUACCAUCAGUUCCAGGCCAUUGUCGCCUCGAUGGAUGCACCGCCCCAGCCAGAGCCAGCCAUAACGUUGGACACAAUUGGUAAUGCAACAACGCCACAGUGCGACGACCACGACGACAAAUACGGAGUUCCUACGCUGGAAGAGUUGGGUUUCGAGACGGAUGGCCUCAAGCCACCCAUCUGGGUGGGAGGUGAAACGGAAGCCCUGGCCCGCCUGGAGCGCCACCUCGAGCGCAAAGCCUGGGUGGCAUCGUUCGGGCGGCCCAAGAUGACUCCCCAGUCGCUGCUUGCUAGUCAAACGGGCCUCUCGCCCUAUCUACGCUUCGGUUGCCUUAGUACCAGACUGUUCUACUACCAGCUGACAGAUCUGUACAAGAAAAUCAAAAAAACCUGCCCACCGCUCUCGCUGCACGGUCAGCUACUAUGGCGAGAGUUUUUCUACUGUGCUGCAACGAAAAAUCCAAACUUUGACAAGAUGGCCGGCAAUCCCAUCUGCGUGCAGAUUCCGUGGGACCGGAAUGCGGAAGCCCUGGCCAAGUGGGCCAGCGGACAGACGGGCUUCCCCUGGAUUGAUGCCAUCAUGACGCAGCUCCGGGAGGAAGGUUGGAUUCAUCAUCUGGCACGUCACGCGGUUGCAUGCUUCCUGACACGUGGCGACCUAUGGAUUUCGUGGGAGGAGGGAAUGAAAGUAUUCGAGGAGCUGCUGCUCGAUGCCGACUGGUCGGUGAAUGCGGGAAUGUGGAUGUGGCUGUCGUGUUCGUCAUUCUUUCAGCAGUUUUUCCAUUGCUAUUGUCCGGUUAAGUUCGGUAGGAAGGCCGACCCGAACGGGGACUACAUACGGCGGUAUCUGCCCGUGCUGAAGAACUUUCCAACUCGCUACAUCCACGAACCGUGGAACGCUCCGGAGACUGUCCAGCGGACAUCAAAGUGUGUCAUCGGCAAAGACUACCCCCUACCGAUGGUGAACCACGCAAUCGCAAGCCGAGCCAACAUGGAACGCAUCAAGCAGGUCUACCAACAGUUGGCCAAAUACCGCAGCCCAAGCAGCAGCUUCGAUAGCGAGUGUCCUGAGAAGGGUGGUUCAGCAAUAGCCGGUGUCAUGACCCCGGCCAAGGUGCAGCAUAUGCAUGCAACCAGUUUUAACGAUAGCCCUAGCCCAACGACCAUUAUGACCAAUUUGAACAGCUCUGGAAACUACAUGUGUCGACCGAAUACACCAGCACAACUUGAUCGGAAUGAUAAAAUCAUCACCUACCAUCAGAACCGCGGUUUGAUGAGCGACAGAGAAUCGCAACAACUGUCGCAAUCCCAACAUCAGCAGCACCAACAACAUCAGCUCCAACGGCAGCAGCAGCAGCAACAUGCGGUAGGUCAUCAACCUACCGGCAACGAUCGGUAUAAUAACCUCCUAUCGUCGCAAAGUUCCGCAUACGUCACGAUCAAACCGGAAAGUCCUAACAUGACUAUUAGCAACAACAAUAACGAUCUCAUGAAUGCGCACUUCACCACAUUGCAAGAUCAAAUGAAUCACAGCAUGAUCCCGCUAGGCAACACCGGUACCAAGCUCGAAACGAACAGUUUCGAGUACGAACGGAAUCAGGAAAAUCUCUACAACAACCAGUUCAAAGUGGAAUACUCGGAUAACUACAACUCCGGAUAUGGCAUGCGAAAUGCCGAUUUUUAUGGCCGGGGACACGAAGACGAAUCGGUAGAACAAUCCUCGGUGCCGAUGAAGACAUCGCCGGAAUCCAAGUACCAAUCGUCUCCACUGAUUCAACCGGCAAGCCUUCCGCAAGUCAAGCAGCUGGGCGAAAACCAGAUGUAUCUCCAUCACCACCCUCACGUCUACAAUCAUCUGACCAAUCACCAACAGCGUGGUUCACUGGCGGACAAUCACCGAAGGCAGCAGCAGCAACCACAACGUAUGCAACAGUCGCCGAUCAGUGAAGAAAAACUUACGCCCGGUGACUAGGAACACAACCGGUCGGGACCGGCUGCAGCAACGUGCGAAAGUGGAAAAGGGAGUGUGACUUCCUUAUUAAUUAGCAAGUCUGUUUCGAUUUCUAUAUAUAGAGCUAAGCCUGAAGAAUAUGUGGGCUGCGGUGGAGUGCAGAUGUUCAACAAUGUAGAGUCGCUAGAGGUUUGGAGAUGCUGCCGCUGUCGCGGCUAGACGUUG
This is a messenger RNA of Ochlerotatus camptorhynchus, 3883 nucleotides long. Its product is annotated as cryptochrome-1-like. Gene Ontology annotation, molecular function: FAD binding; DNA binding. Bases 1124 to 3679 code for a protein of 851 amino acids. The transcript is spliced from 6 exons. The record is from RefSeq and is a predicted model, not a curated record. Lineage: Eukaryota; Metazoa; Arthropoda; Insecta; Diptera; Culicidae. Gene Ontology annotation, cellular component: nucleus; cytoplasm. Gene Ontology annotation, biological process: negative regulation of DNA-templated transcription; circadian regulation of gene expression; entrainment of circadian clock by photoperiod.